Molecule: messenger RNA, 1656 nt
Organism: Fonsecaea erecta
Lineage: Eukaryota; Fungi; Ascomycota; Eurotiomycetes; Chaetothyriales; Herpotrichiellaceae
Exons: 1
Coding region: 1-1656 (551 amino acids)
Cellular component (GO): nucleus
Molecular function (GO): protein binding
Source: RefSeq, a predicted model, not a curated record
AUGGAUGAGCUGGAUGCCCUCCUCGACUCGCUUAUCGAACAGCGCAAGGCCCCGGAAGCGUCGUAUCUCGACAGCAAACAUGAGAAGACCUUGAGAAUCGACCCCAUAUCGGGAAAGGGCCAAGGGGUGUUCGCGAAACAGUUCCUGUCUGUCAAGGAGCCGAUAUGCACAUUACCCUAUCCGACCAUGAUGGCUAUCGACUCGGACUUUUUGCCGACGACCUGCUACCACUGCCUCGUCGUCACGGAGAGUCCGCUGCCCAUCCCCGGGUACGGCCACGCAUCGGUCCAGCUGAAGAUUUGCAAUGGUUGCCACGCCGCCCGCUUCUGCAGCCGAAACUGCCAGGUCGAGUCGUGGCACGCGUACCACAAAUUCGAAUGCAAAAUCUUUAAACGGGUGCAGAACAACCUGCCCCCAGCCCUCCUGCGGGCAGUGCUACGGGCGGUGCUCCUCAAGGACCGCGACAAGGUGCCGAGUGGCGAAUGGCACCGAAUCACGCAGCUGAUGUCGCACGAACAGAUCCUUGCGGCGCGAGGGCGGUCGAACUUGACGGACAUGGCCGAAGGGAUCAAACACCUGGCGGCGUCGAGCAUGGCUAUCGAGACGAUACAGCGACUGAUCUUCAUCAUGAAGUCCAAUGCCACUGAGCUUCCUACGCCCAUCCAGGGCGGUAUCGGCGUCAUGCUGGAGCCUCUCGUGGCCAAGUUUAACCACAGCUGUGAACCCAAUCUGGCUGUCCACAGGCCUCAACACACCAUGACCAGCGGCUGGAUGAGCUCGACGCAGCUCUCGGACGAUGAACGGCGGACAUUCAUCCGCGUCAUUCCUUUAAGAGAUAUUCAGCAGGACGAGGAAUUUUUCAAUUGUUACAUUGUACCCACGGCGUCGGCGAGCGCCAGGAGAACGAAGCUCAUGGAGGACUACUUCUUUACGUGCAAUUGCCCCAAAUGUCUUUCGGAUAUGAAAGCCGCUAUGGACCUCGCUGCUGAGCAACCUAGCCUCCCAGAUCAAUUUGAUAAGUGGGUUGAGUCUGUUGAACGCCAUAUGUCGCGUGAAAAGCGAAACCCUGAUGCCUUCCGGAGGGCUGCAGCGAGCAUGGACAAGUCAGACCGGUUUUUCGACUACCCUGCCCUCUAUACGACGGGGAAGUUUCCUGAAAUGGCGAUGCGACUCAUUCUCGAGGCCUUGAAAUACCAGGCCUUCGACGAAGCUCUGGUGAACGUGCUUCGGAUUUACUUCCUCGUAAACCCACAGCGCUUUGUUGGUCGGCACAACCCGACCAACGUCUACACGAUCUUCCUCAUGCUGGACAUAUUCGAUGUGCUCCUGGGAAUCUCGACUUCGUCCGGAAAUAUUGCCGGUGAUAAGGUCGAGAAGGCGCUGCAAAACCUGUCAAAUCGAGGACUGGGCAAGGACGGAGUGAUGUACUGGCGACAGAGAAUAUGUGCAGAUUUGAGGAAGAGGUUGGAGGCGAGCGCAUUGACGGAUCUGCUGGCUCUGGUCCAAAAGCGCGAGGAGCGAGCGAAGCAGAUCAGUGACCAGGACACUCUUUCCCAGGAAGACGGGUUGAUGGAACGGGCCGAGGGCGGGAUGAGGGCUGUCCUAAGGCUGGACGAGACAAGGUGGGAAACUGUGCUACAGGAGACGGGGUGUUGA